Molecule: messenger RNA, 1856 nt
Organism: Bursaphelenchus okinawaensis
Lineage: Eukaryota; Metazoa; Nematoda; Chromadorea; Rhabditida; Aphelenchoididae
Source: the annotation of a GenBank genome assembly
AUGUGGCACUACUUGUCCGAACUGGUUCGAACAAGCCCUCUAGGGCCUUACUUAUAUUCAAGCGUAUGGACACAACGUGCUGAGCAUUAUUUUGGCACCUCUGGACGUGACGGUAAGUUACUCUGACAUUACUGUCGCUUUUUUGUUGUUUUUCGAAAUUUAGGUGUUGAACUGAAGCUUCGGGUUAAAUUACUGUGUGUUUUUGAAGAUUAGCGUGGGAGUUGUUGAUUCAGAGAGCAAGAUGGCUAAUUUGAUUAGUUGUUUAUGUUGUUGUAGAGGCUAAACAUCUUUGAUUGUUUUUGGUAACAUAGGUUGGCUAAUCUUUUUUGUAAGAGGAUGGUAAAACAAUGACUUAUCUUGCUUUUUCAAAAGUUUAGUCGACUGUGUGAUACAGAGUUGUUACUUAUAUUAUCCUUGAUCAGCGGAUUUGCCGCGUAUUCUAUAGGUGAUUAUUCUAUUUUUAGCCAUGCAAUGGUUUAUUGGAAUUAUGCACGACUGCGAAUACAAUGAAGAAUUAAGAAUCUAUUAUUUGUCGUAUCUCAUGUUGCUUUCUGCCUUUAUUCUGGGUGCCUUCCUGCUUCUCACCAGAUUUGCUGUUGGAUACGGAAGACAUCAAGGUGAAACGAAUAUGCCAACGGUUCCGAACAGAUUGUCAUGGUUUCUGCAGGAAGUUCCAUCCUUCAUUUUCCCGCUGAUUGCAUUGUGGUACAAGUACAAGGAGAAGGCGGAUCAAGGACUCAACUUCAAUAUUGGCUUUAUGUCAUGCAUAGCAUGGUUAAUGUUCACUCUUCACUACUUCCAACGGUAAGUUGUAUUAAUAUUUUUUUAAGAUUUAGGUUUUCAUAGUACUUUUAUAGACAUAGCCUUGAGAGUUUAAAGUUCUAUAUGGUUUUAUGAUUUUUUAUCUUAUUAAAGGCAAGAUGAUAUUGGAAGCCAUGUCCUGGUUUUUGUUUUAUAGAGAACAAAAACGAAUCAAAUAGUAUUAAUAGAUACUAUUCUGCAUUUUUUUUAUUUUUUAAUGCUAAAAAUUAGGUUUAGACACAUCUAAUUUAAUUUUUUUGAGAUCAGUCGGCAUAUGUUAUGGAUAACAUAAUAUUUUGUAUUCUGAGCUGCUCUAUCAAGUCAGCAUCUUUUUUAGAAAAUUUUUAUAGUUACAAUAUAAGUUUUGCACAAUACUUUUACUUAUUUCAUUGUUUACAGCUCCUUCAUCUACACUUACCUGAUGAAACCAAGCAGACCUGUUCCGAUUCAUAUUUUAAUUAUGGGAAUCAUUUUCUGCUCAUGGAACGGCUACAUUCAAGGAUUCCGUUCGUUAUUCUAUGCCAACUACGAAUUUGGUUUGAUCACUGCGCCCAUUAGAAUCAUUGGCCUUGCUUUUUUCAUGAUCGGAGCCUACAUCAAUAUCAGGUCGGACGCGGACCUACGAAGUUUGGAAAGAGGUCCAAAUAACCAGUACCGGAUCCCGCAAGGUAUGUUGUCUGUAAUAUUUUUAUUUUUCGUCGAUUAUUUAGGUGUUUAAUGAGGUUCUAGGCUUUGAAUUGUAUUAUCAUAUGUAUUGAUAUUAGUUGGUGCACCUAAAUAAUCAUAAAAACUAAUUCAAAGAGGUUUUACCAUAAUUUAAAGUCAAUUUUCUUGCAGGCCAGUUCUUCACUUAUGUAUCCUGCCCCAACUACGCUGGCGAAAUCCUCGAAUGGUUUGGCUACUUCCUCUUUUGCCAGAACAUCACCGCUUUUGCCUUCUGGCUUUUCACGGCCGCCAACACCGGUCCCAGAGCCAAAGAACAUCACGAAUGGUACAAGAGAGAGUUCCGUAGAUAUCCUGCAGAACGCAAAGCAUUAAUCCCGUUUGUAUAUUAA